Stegodyphus dumicola is the source of this 566-nucleotide messenger RNA. RefSeq lists its product as uncharacterized. The record is from RefSeq and is a predicted model, not a curated record. Lineage: Eukaryota; Metazoa; Arthropoda; Arachnida; Araneae; Eresidae.
CGUCCCCUCAAAGAUGGUCUAAACUAAGGUCUUUGGGAAGUAAAAUUUCUGUAAAAAGACUUUCAGAGACCAGAUGGUCAGCACGUUAUGAGGCUGUAAAAACAUUAUGUGCCCAUUAUGAUGAUAUACGUGGUAUUCUUACAAAUAUUUCAACUAGUGAAGGUAUGAAACCUACAACAGUGAUUGAGGCACAAACCUUAAUCCAUCAAAUGAAUACUUUGGAGAUGGUAUUACUCACAGUUAUUUGGGAAGAUCUACUAAAACACGUCGAUAUUGUAAAUAAAUCUCUUCAAGAACCUGGCAUCGAGUUUAACACGAUGGUGCGACUUUACGACAGUUUAAUUCAAUAUUUAUCUCACUGCAGAACUGAGGACAUGUAUAAUAGCUAUUAUCUUAAGGCAAAAGCCCUUGCACCAGAUUCAGAAUUUAAAGAAUCCGAAACUAGAGUUCGUAAGAGAAAACGACAGUUCGAUGAAGGGCCAGAUGAGACUCCCUCUCGCAGUGCCAAAGAUUCCUUUAAGAUUAAUGUUUUUUUAUUGUUCUGGAUGUGCUUUGCGCUGAAAUGA